Melitaea cinxia (Glanville fritillary) is the source of this 1672-nucleotide messenger RNA. Its product is annotated as bile salt-activated lipase-like. The transcript has 3 exons. The coding region runs from base 1 to 1614 and encodes 537 amino acids. Lineage: Eukaryota; Metazoa; Arthropoda; Insecta; Lepidoptera; Nymphalidae. The record is from RefSeq and is a predicted model, not a curated record.
AUGUGGACACGUUGGAUCAUUUUCCUAGUCUUUGGCCUGACCCAGGGUCAGCUGAGGCUGGAUCCCCUCGUGAACACUAAGCAGGGUCUGAUACGAGGUCAGAGCGCCAGCGAUGGGGACUAUUCCAUGUUCUUGGGGAUACCGUACGCUAUUGUCGACGAGGACAACCCUUUCGGGGCUGCUGUUCCUCACCCAGCAUUCGAAGGCGUUUUUUCAGCCUACGAUGAAUCAGCGAUGUGUCCACAAGUCGAAGAAUACAAUAAUACUAUUGUUGGUACAUUGGACUGCCUCCACUUAAACAUAUACGUUCCACACGUAGCCAGCAGCAGCAACAGGCUACCAGUACUCGUCUGGAUACACGGCGGUGCAUUUGCACAUGGCUUUUCUAAUAGAUACGUCUAUGGACCUAAGUUUUUGGUCCAACAUAACGUUAUACUGGUCACUCUCAAUUACCGACUAGGUCCAUAUGGAUUCAUGUGCCUAAACACACCAGAAGUCCCAGGAAACCAAGGUCUAAAGGAUCAAGUUUUGGCGUUGCGUUGGAUAAAAGAGAACAUUGCGGAGUUCGGUGGUGAUGCCAAUAAAAUUACUAUUAUGGGUGAAAGCGCUGGAGCAGUAUCAGUCGAAUACCACGUAUACUUCAGUGACCCGCAGUUGUACAACCAAAUAAUUUUACAAAGCGGAUCGAUUUUAGGCUCGUGGAGUGUGAGAGCACCAGAUGAAACGGCACCGUUACAGAUAGCUCAUCAUCUCGGUUUUCAAACAGACGAUUCUUCUGAAGCACUUAAUUUCUUAAAAGGUGUCGAUACAAGAUUAGUAAUUGGCGCUGUUUCAGAAUUAGAAUUAGAAUUUGGUGCCUGUAUUGAACAGGAUUUCGAAGGCGUUGAAGCUUUUGUGACCGGUCACCCUCUCAAUAUGGAUGUUCCUAAUAUCAACAACGUUCCAGUUUUAGCCGGGUUUAAUACUCAAGAAUGUCUAUUUAUGUAUGGAAAUGAACCUGCCAGUUUCUUUAUUACCUGGAACGGAUUUAACACUUUACUGAAUGAAAUCUUCCACUACGAUGAAGAAUUUCGGGAAAUGGAGGACAUCUUUCGUCAUUUCUAUAUCGGUGAUGAGGAAGAUAACGAAAACUUAAAAUGGGAAAUCAUUGAUUUUGGCUCAGACUUUUAUUUUAACUACCCGAUGGAGCAAAGUAUGAAGAAAUACAUUGAACAUGGUGCUAAGGCUGUUUUCCGAUAUGUAUUUUCAUACAGUGGCGGUAGAAAUCUCAUGAAGAAUAGUUUAAAUGUAACAUCAGAUGGCGCGGCUCAUGCUGAUGAAAUUGGUUACCUUUUUGAUUACUUUAAGAAAGACACGCCCUCGGAAGACGACCAGAGAAUUAUCGAUCAGAUUACAACGCUCUGGACUAACUUUGUUAAAUAUGGAGACCCAACUCCAGACACAACAGAAUUACUCUACGUGAAGUGGAAUCCGAUGACCCUGGAUACCUACAACUAUCUGGACAUUGACAAGGAACUGGCCUUGAAGAAGCGACCAUUCAACGCCAGGAUGGCGUUUUGGAAUUUAUUCUAUAAAGCCAAUGAAGACAAGGUGAAGAUUUUCGGUGUGGAGUGAAGACACUUGCAUUUAUGUAUUGAUUUAGAAUUUUGCUUCAUUAAAUGCUUAUUCGUUG